AUGGAUAUUUUAUUGUAUUCAGUAGUUAUUGCUGUUGUUGUGUGUUUCGUAACUGUUAUACUGUAUUGGUUGUCAGUCAGAAAGAGACUUAAAAACGUGUUGUUUAUUGGUGCUUGUGAUUCAGGGAAAACAACUCUUUUCUCAUCUAUUGUAUAUGGAAAUCCAUCUUCCACUUUUACAUCUCUCAAUGAGAAUGUUGGAAAUCUACAAAUAGAUAAAAAGUCUCUUGUUCUUGUAGAUGUUCCUGGUCAUGAUAAAGUUCGAAACGAGAUAAUUCACAAAUAUAAAUUGGAGACUUUGGCAUUGGUAUUUGUCAUAGAUUCAAAGUCUAUUCAGAGUGACGUAAAAGAUGUUGCUGAGUUUUUGUACAAUAUACUUGUGGAUAAGGUCUUUAUAAAGAAUCGCGUAAAAUUACUAGUAGCUUGUAAUAAACAAGAUGCUACCACGGCAAAAGGUGUCAGUGUAGUAACUCAUUUACUUGAAAAAGAAUUCGUUUGAAAGCUUUUGUGAUUGAAUAAUAUCAUGCUGUAAGCAAAGAAGUUCUGGAGAAGAUCGACACCAUCAAAUAAGUAGUUCAGAAUCUUUCGAAUUACAGGUCACCCCAAUAUUUUAUUUAGAUAUUUGGGACAUGGGUUCUACACAUCCCUCUAAAUUUGUACUACAAAGCUUCAGCUAAACAUGCUAUGACAGUACGAAGCUUUCCAUAGGCUAUUAGGUAUUAAUUCAGUUCGCCAUAGAAGAUAUAGUUUGCACACCAUGAAUAAAAUGUUGUUGAUUAAGUGACUUUUUUCAUUGUAUGACUUGGUAGAGAUAUUGAUUGGAGCUCUUUUCUAAAUUACGCUCAACAACAUAAGUGCCGAAUUAUCCGCCACUUUUUGUCCUCAGAUAUCCACCUUUGUUGUCAUUGUGAUUGUGGUACAAUAUCGUAUUUCAAACCAUAAGUUUCAGUGUAGAAGACAGAGGUAGAAUGAUGUCAGGUAGUCAUUGCAGUCCUAAAUAUCCAUCUCAUAAUAAUUCACAUUUAUCUUCAAAAGUUGUCGAAUAUUAAUGCAGUCAUGCUCACCAGAUUACACUUGGUCAAUAUCACACUUAGGCUUACAUCAUUAUAGAGUUUUCAUGUGAUUUAAUCAGUUUUAUAAUCUUUGAUGCAGACGACUGUAAUAAUUCGGUAUUGCACGGCUUAAGCACAUUUUCCCCGGUCGGGCCCAAACAGACUGGUGGUUAUCACUUUAUGCUUUAUGUUAACUAAACCACCUUCUGGAGAUCUACCCAUUCUGUUCAGGUUAGAGUUCAAAUAAUCAAACAAAGUAGUUAGUGUAUUUUGGGAAUUAGUAGUUCAGUAGUAAGGGUAAAAGGUCUAUUGAAUUAUAUUAAUCCUUGCAGUUUGUAGCAAUGUGCAGGUCCAAUCUCGUUUUGAAUAUAUCGACAUAAGGUGCUGAUAUUAAGUGUUCUGGUGGAGAAUUGAAGUUAUUUACUAUUCGCUAAGAAAAACAAAACUUCAGACGUAGACGAUUUGAUCUCGGUUUUUGAACUACCUUCGAAUGUCCUCUCAAACGAUCAGUCAUAGACGUAAGGGAAAUAUAAUACAUAUACCAAGGUCAUCAUUCAGUAUACGGUAAGCCAAUAUUAGAUCAUUCCGUAAUCUACGGAAAGAUAACAGAAAUAAGUUGAGGUAUCUCAAUCUGUCUUCUUAAGAUAGGGCAGAGAGACCUUUUACCAUUUUAGUCCCUUGUCUUAGGACUUGUUCCGACAUGUCCGCCCCAUACUUGAAACAAGGACUCGCUGCUUGA
Messenger RNA from Schistosoma rodhaini, 1790 nucleotides. Lineage: Eukaryota; Metazoa; Platyhelminthes; Trematoda; Strigeidida; Schistosomatidae. The record is from the annotation of a GenBank genome assembly.